Nicotiana tabacum (common tobacco) is the source of this 638-nucleotide messenger RNA. RefSeq names its product ethylene-responsive transcription factor ERF003-like. Gene Ontology annotation, biological process: regulation of DNA-templated transcription. Gene Ontology annotation, molecular function: DNA-binding transcription factor activity; DNA binding. The record is from RefSeq and is a predicted model, not a curated record. Lineage: Eukaryota; Viridiplantae; Streptophyta; Magnoliopsida; Solanales; Solanaceae.
GAAAGCCUUCAAUUCCUUCCCCUGCAUCUCCUAUAAAGACUUAGCUUAUUACUACCACUAUUAUCGCCAAUUAAUUUCGCCAUGGCUCGAACACAACAACGAUACCGAGGAGUCCGUCAGCGGCAUUGGGGAUCUUGGGUUUCCGAAAUUCGUCAUCCUUCAUUGAAGACAAGGAUAUGGCUAGGAACAUUUGAGACAGCAGAGGAUGCUGCACAGGCAUAUGAUGAAGCUGCAAGACUUAUGUGCGGUCCAAUAGCACGCACUAAUUUCCCUUACAAUGCCAGCCAGUCUCAAUCAUCAAGGUUCCUAUCUUCUGCUUUGAUAGCUAAACUUCAAAGAUGUCACAUGACAUCUCUUGGCAUGCCAAAAAAAUCUGGAAGGACAAAGUUGGAAACUAAAGAGAAUCAGAUAUCCCCACAAAUUAGGAACAGGGGAGAUGGCAAAAUGCGCUUUGACAUGCCAGUGAAUGAGGGAUAUAGCCAAAUUCAGAGGGAGAGUGCACACCAAUUCAAGCCACUGGAGGAUCAGGAUAUAGAGCAGAUGAUUGAGGAGUUGCUUGAUUAUGGAUCUAUUGAGCUGUCUUCUGUUCUCAAUCAAUAAACCAUGAAUCCAAUGCAGCAUUAAAUAUUUCUUCUGUC